CAUCCGUCUGCACCUGUUCUUGGCUGUCAGACGUGUGAGCGAGUGUGUUUGAGUGUGUGGGUAUGUGCAUGUCCCUCAGAAGGACCAUGACUCUAAAGCCUUUGGUGACCGUUCCUCCUUGCUGACUCCUCCUCAUGUCUAGUCAGAAUGGACGAGAGCACAUUUGAAACAUUUGAGGAAGAGCUUGGGGCAACACAACAGGAUGUUCCUCAACCGAAACAUCCCAGACAAUCUCAUCGGCCUGAAAUGCAUCCACAAAGAAGGGUGAGAGAGGAACCUCUAAUCAUCCAGCAGAUCCCAAAGUCUCUACCUCGUGAGUCUCCAGUCACAAGAGGCGUGUCAUUGCGAAAGUCAUUGUCUGCUCAGAACGUGGCCCAGAUCGAGGCACCAUGGGAGGGAGUGACGCUUAACCGCUGCCUUUUCAUAGCCAUCACUAUUCUGGUCCUCUCCUCAGGGUGUCAAAGACUACACGAGUUUCUAAGAGGUCGCAAAGAUGGGAGAGAUCUAGAGCCCAUAGGUCCUGUGCUUAACGUCAGGCACACUGCUUUGAGGAAAUAUCGCUUACCAGCACCUGAGCCGGAGACGUCUCUGUGGGACACAUUUUUCUGGUGGGUGAGUGACGAUGAAGAUAAUGACGAUGAAGAAAGAAGCAGACGAGGCAAGUCAAGGAAGGUGACUCGAGAAAGAGCUACUAGAGGUCUCAGACACAAAGCCAUACCAGACAGGAAACUUCUGAAGGGACGGGAGGGCAGAUUUAAAGCACGGAGAGAUAAAGCAAGACAGGACAAAAAGAAGAGUCGAGAGAACAUGAAGGUACAAAGAGAGAAAUUGAAGAGUCUCAGAGAGAAGAAGAUGGAAGAAGAAGAGAGGGCGGAAAAGAAGAUGAUAAUGAAGGAGAGCAAGAAGAAAGCUAAUUAGAAAUGGAAUUAAAAGAUAAAGCAAAGUGCUGCUAUAUAGAAGGCAGUGAAGAUGGAAAGGUACAGUCAUGUGAAAAAUUAAGUACACCCCAUGGAAAUUUAUGGCUUUUUUGACAUAUUUGGAUAAGCAAACAUAUUAAUAAAGUUGAUAUACUUGAACAAACCAUAGCUUUUUCAAUAGUUUAUACAACAGAUGUGAUAUUUUUCUGUGGAAAAAGUAAGUACACCCUUGGCCUCAGAAGCUACUGCCCCCUUUAGCAGAAAUAACUUCUUGUGGACGUUUUGCAUAAUUGUCUACCAAUCUCUGACAUCAGUUUGCUGGAAUUUUUGACCACUCUUCCAUGCAAUAUUCUGUUAUUUGCAAGAUGUUUGAGGGUUUUCUUGCAUGUACUGGCCAUUUCAAAUACUCCCACAACAUUUCAAUGGGAUUCAAAUCCGGGCUUUGACUAGGCCAUUCCAUAACCCUCCAUUUCUUCUUUUUGAGCCAUUCCUUGCUGGAUUUGCUAGUGUGACUAGGAUGAUUACCCUGUUGAAAGGUCCACUUUCGGUUCAAAUUCAACUUUUGGACAGAUGGCUUCAUGUUAUCUUCAAGCACUCUUUGAUAUGACACAGGAUUCCUAGUUGAAUCAAUGAAUGCAAGCUGUUCAGUCCCUGAGGCAGAGAAGCAACCCCAAACCGUAACAUUUCCACCACAGUGCUUCACAGUUGGUAUGAGGUGCUUCUCCUGAAAAGCUGUCUUUAGUCUGCACCAAACAUGUCUGCUGGUACUGUGAGCAAACAACUCUAUCUUUGAUUCAUCUGUCCAGAGCACAUAUUCCAAAAGGCCUGGUCUUUGCCUAUAUCCUCAUUGGCAAACUGUAGUUUUGUUUUAAUGUUCUUUUUAGACUGCAAAGGUUCAGACAGCUUUUUCCUGGCACACCUCCCAUGCAGGUCAAAUUUGUGCAAUCUCUUUCUGAUUGUAGAAGCAUGCACUUUUACACCAACAGUUGCAAGACUUACUAGCAGAUCCUGUGAUUAAAUUUUGGUGUUCUUGGAGACUUCUUUUCGCAUCAGAUGGUCUGCUCUUGGGCUGAAUUUACUGGGACGGCCAGUCCUGUACAAAUUGGCAGUCAUUUGAAACCUGCGCCAUUUGUAGAUUAUUUUCCUUACAGUGGAAUGAUGUAUUUCAAAUAAUUUGGAGAUCUUUUUAAAUCCCUUGCCAGACUCAUAGACAUCCACAACCUUUUUUUCUGAAAUCCUUACAGAGCUCUUUAGAUCUUGGCAUGAUGAUGCCACACACCUCAAUAACAAAGGGAACACCAGACACUAGAUAUGAGAGGGGUAUAAAUAAGACAGGUUCCACCUGCACUCCCUAAACAGGUUCUAAUCACCAACACACAAUCUUGAAAAUCUUGAUUCUAAUUUUAUGGAUUUGAAGGUGUGAUAAAUGUAGGGUUGUACUUACUUUUUCCAUGUGACGGAUCUGUUGUUUUUUUGUUUUAUUUUGUUUAUUGGAAAAAUUACUACAAAAUUUUCCAAAUUUUCCAAAAUGCCAUUUGAUAGUGUAUCAACUUUAUUAAUAGGCACCGUUUCAAAGAGGAUCAAAUGUUUGCUCUCCAAAUUUUUUUCCCUUAAAUGGGGUGUACUUAAUUUUUCACUGACUGUAGAUUACUGGUAAAACUAGAUGAAUUAGGAGAAGGAACUUUCUUUUCAUUUAAGGUGAUGUCUAAGGGGUGAAAUGAAAGGUUCCUCAGGUAGGCAUGAGCUCUUAAUUUGAGUUGGUCUGAUUGUUUUUUUUUUUUUAUGAUGUAGCUCUAUAGUGAUUGUAUGGUAGAGUUCUUUACUUCGCUGAUGUUCAGAUGAUCAAGAAGUUGAAAAGCUUUUGGUCUUUUAAUAAUGAGCAGAUAUGCGGAUCUUUAAAAAAAAUUCAAUAAAAAAUGAAUAGAAAAAUCCAUGUUUCCAAUAAUACAUCAAUUUGCAAUGCAAUAAAAUUUUCACUAGGUUGCAUAUAAAAAAACAUUAGCUAUUUAGUUAUUUUUUGUUAAAUUGGGAACAUUGUUUAAAUAAACUUUAUGGAAAAUCAACACAGUUAAUCUUAGAACAAGCUUUGUUUUUAGGACAUGAUCGUUUUCCAUUCAUUUAUCUUCAGUAACUGCAUUAUCGUGGUCAGG
Ictalurus punctatus (channel catfish) is the source of this 3067-nucleotide messenger RNA. RefSeq lists its product as uncharacterized. The transcript has 7 exons. Lineage: Eukaryota; Metazoa; Chordata; Actinopteri; Siluriformes; Ictaluridae. The coding region runs from base 148 to 918 and encodes 256 amino acids. The record is from RefSeq and is a predicted model, not a curated record.